This is a messenger RNA of Caenorhabditis elegans, 846 nucleotides long. It is a transcript of the gene numr-1, whose product is annotated as PB1 domain-containing protein. The record is from RefSeq and is marked reviewed. NCBI's taxonomy places the organism in Eukaryota, Metazoa, Nematoda, Chromadorea, Rhabditida, Rhabditidae. Bases 1 to 846 code for a protein of 281 amino acids. The transcript has a single exon.
AUGAAAACUACAACUGCAACCAAUUCAAUUCUUUUCAAACUUUAUUUUGCUCCUGGAGCAACUGAACAAAUUUCAAUUGAAUAUUACAAUUUGCAACAACUAAUUGAAAAAUUAGAGUUGAAAUUGGGAGAACUCGGACUCAAUUUCAAUGUUGUUUUCUGGAAAAAUGACAAAGGAAAUUUGAUUUCAAUGUCUCAGAAUGCUCAGAGAGUUCUGAAAAAGAUGGCUAACAGAGAUUCUGCUUCUAUUUUUGUGAUUGCUGAUUCUGAUUCAUCGGAUUCUUCAUCUGAUUCUUCUGAUUCUGGAGAUGAAGAUGUCAUUAUUGCUGAUGCUCCUGAAGUAGCUCCACAUCGUCGUCAUUGUGGAAGACGUGAUAGAUCCAGAAGUCGUGGAUUUGAUCGUUCAAGAUCUCGAAGCAGAAGUCGUUCAAAUUUCCAUGAUCAUCACAAGAGACAUCAAAUGAAGAAGCUCAUGUGGAAAAGAUUCCAAGAAUCCCAUGGACAUCCAGAAUUCAAAAGACGUCACUGUUUUGGUGGAAGACGUGCAAGAUCAGCAUCACCAAUUGGAAGAAGACCAUGUCGUGAAGGAGAAGAAUUCAAAAGACAUCCAUUAGGAUCAUUUGGAACACCUUGUGGAAGAGAAGAAUUUGAAGGUCCAACUGGAGGAUUCGGAAGACCAUUUGGAAGACGAGGAAUGGAUCAUCAUGGAUUCAAUUUCCAUAGACAUCAUCAUCCAUUUGGAGCAUUCCAUGGAUUCGGUGGUCAUCAUCAUGGAUUUGGUCAUGGAUUCGGACAUCAUGGAUUCAAGAGACAACAUCCAUUUGAACGCAGAUUUGGUCGAUGUUAA